AUGAGCCGAAAGCAUCGGAGUCAGAAUUGGCGUCGAGAGGAGAGAGCGAAGUGUCAACUUUCACAUGAUGCAUUCAGCCUCCAUUCGGAGUCUGCUUUUACGUCUGAGGCUAUGACGCGCCUCAUACGCAACUUGACAGGCCUACCUGGACAACUCGAUCCUGGCGACAUGUGCUGGCUGCACCGGGGGACGUUUAGUAAACAUGCCGAGCAGAUCGGCCGUCAAGGUGUCCGGCGCCAGACACGAAGGCCCCCAAUUACCGGCCGUCAAUUAGUUGGGGCCUGGUCUGCCGUCGGGCCCUUAUGCCAUUGA
Molecule: messenger RNA, 312 nt
Organism: Protopolystoma xenopodis
Lineage: Eukaryota; Metazoa; Platyhelminthes; Monogenea; Polystomatidea; Polystomatidae
Source: the annotation of a GenBank genome assembly